UCAGCUUCACCAAACAGAAACAUUUGGGGUCCUUCUACUUCACGUGUGCGCCUGCUGCUCUGCCAUCGUGAGAGGAAACCAUGCCGAAGUCAAAGAGAGACAAGAAAAUCUCAUUAACGAAGACAGCCAAGAAAGGACUGGAGUUAAAACAGAAAUUAAUUGAGGAGUUACGGAAAUGUGUGGACACCUACAGAAACCUGUUCAUAUUCUCUGUGGAAAAUAUGAGGAAUAACAAGCUGAAAGACAUCAGGACAGCAUGGAAACACAGCAGAUUCUUCUUUGGCAAAAAUAAAGUCAUGAUGGUCGCCUUAGGAAAAGGAGAGACAGACGAAUACAAAGACAAUUUGCACAAGGUCUGCAAGUAUCUACGAGGAGAAGUGGGCGUACUAUUCACAAAUAAAACAAAGGAUGAGGUACAAGAGUAUUUCAGUCACUUCAAAGAGAUGGAUUUUGCGCGGGCAGGGAACCAGGCACAGAUGGAUAUAACUCUGGAUGAGGGACCCCUGGAGCAGUUUCCUCACUCUAUGGAGCCCCAGUUGAGGCAGUUAGGACUCCCCACUGCUCUCAAGAAAGGAGUGGUAACACUGCUGAAGGACCAUGAAGUUUGUAAGGAGGGAGAUGUGCUAACUCCUGAGCAGGCUCGUAUUCUGAAACUCUUUGGUAUCGAGAUGGCAGAAUUUAAGGUGCAGAUCAAAUGUAUGUGGAACUCAGAAACAGGCGAGUUUCAGAACUUUGCUGGUGAGGAAGAGUCAAUGCAGGAGAAUGAAGACGAAGAAGAAGAUGAUGAUGAUGAUGCAGAAUAAAAUGUCUGCGUGGACAGGUCCUUCUUUGCCAGCCUGAGCACCAGAGUGACACUGAUGUUGAAUCCAUUCAUCCUAACUGCUUGUGCUGCCCCUGGACUCUGUAACCUCUCUCACCUGUCCUCCUUUCAGCCCCAAAACAUGAACUUCUGACCUGAAUUUUAAGCUUUGGACUGAAUUUUUGUUCAGAAAACACUGGUGACUGGAGUCAAGACUCCGUAAUCCUGUACAUGUAAUCAUCUUGAUGCCAUUUGUUUUGUCAAGAUUUGUCAACAUCAUGACAAAAAGUGUUGUAUUGCAGUACAAAAGCAGUAGUUUUGUAUUGUAUUCAAGUACUUUUCUGUUCAAACCCAAACCAAUUUGAUGCAUUUAUGUUUAAGAAAAACAUUUUGUUGAUGUGAGAACAUUUGUUUCCUUUUUAAUGUAACAGUUUAAUUAAGGCAGGCUCCAGAAAAGGUUGUUUCUCCCUGAAAAAAUAUCUUGUCAUCUUUACAUUUUAUACAUUAACAAUGAAGUGUUCUUACAAAUUAA
This is a messenger RNA of Lates calcarifer (barramundi perch), 1331 nucleotides long. RefSeq names its product MRT4 homolog, ribosome maturation factor (gene mrto4). Gene Ontology annotation, biological process: nuclear-transcribed mRNA catabolic process; ribosomal large subunit assembly; ribosomal large subunit biogenesis. NCBI's taxonomy places the organism in Eukaryota, Metazoa, Chordata, Actinopteri, Centropomidae. Gene Ontology annotation, cellular component: nucleolus; preribosome, large subunit precursor. The transcript is spliced from 8 exons. The coding region runs from base 81 to 803 and encodes 240 amino acids. The record is from RefSeq and is a predicted model, not a curated record. Gene Ontology annotation, molecular function: RNA binding.